CAGUCAUGGCAAUUCUUGUCUAUUCAGCUACAAAAUGAGAAGCAUUCAUGUUAUCCUGCAGCUUAUACCCAUACUAUGCAAUUUAGAGGUGGCUGCCUCACUUUGGGGGGAAAGCGGAAGCUCUUCAGAAAAAGCUUUCCACAGGGGAACAAGAGAACUGAAUGCUCCAUCUCCAAUAGAUUGUAAGCUGAGCAGCUGGAAUGCAUGGGGGCCCUGUGACCCCUGCACCUAUCAAAGGUUUCGCUCUAGACGUAUUGAAAGAUUCGGACAGUUUGAUGGAAGACCAUGCCUGGAGACCUUAGGAGAUACACAAAGCUGUAAAACCAGCCAAGUCUGUCCUGAAGAACCAGAACAAAACUGUGGUACUGACUUUGAAUGCAAUUCUGGUCGAUGUAUAAAGCGACGACUUGUGUGUAAUGCAGAUAAUGACUGUGGAGACUUUUCUGAUGAAGAUAACUGUGAAUCCAACCCACGAUCACCAUGCCAUAACCAUGAUAUUGAUGUGUCUGAAAUUGGCAGGACCGCAGGGCAAGGAAUCAAUAUUCUAGGGAUGCAGCCAAUAGCCAGCCCAUUUGACAAUGACUUUUUCAAUGGUCUUUGUGAAAGGGUGCGUGAUGGAAACACGCGGACAUACUACCGCAAGCCAUGGAACGUGGGUGUUCUCAAUUACGAUACAAAAGCAGACAAAACCUUCACAUCUGUGUUCUACCAUGACCGUGUAAAAAUGUUACGGGAAGUUUAUAUAGAAAAACAAAACCACUUUAAUGCUGACCUGUCUCUGAAAUACACACCUACUGAAGGAAGUAACAAAAAUGGUUUAGAACAAAAGUUCAAGUAUCACUAUAGCAAGAAUUCAAGUUUAAGCUCUAUCCUGAAAAGCUCCACAGAAAGGAACCAAACCUUUCUGCAUGUAAAAGGAAAGAUUCAGCUGGGAAGAUUCCAAAUGAGGAGUCGUGAUGUCCGUCUCACAGAUAGUUUCCUUAAUGAUCUAAACUUGCUGCCUGCUGAAUAUGAUAAGGGGGAAUAUUUCAAAUUCCUAGAAGAUUAUGGAACUCACUAUGCAGUCUCUGGAACUGUAGGAGGAAAAUAUGAACUUGUGUACGUGCUGGAUAAUUACGCUAUGUCUCGAAUAGGUAUCACUGUAGAAGAUGUGAAAAGAUGCCUCGGCUACCACUUAGAUGUCAAUAUUGCAUAUAAAGACUUACAUGCCAAUGUUAAUAUUGACGGUGGUAAAUGUGAAAAGAUUCAUGUGAAGGACAAGUCAGAACUUAAGGAUGACGCUGUCAUUGAUGAUGUUAUCUCCUUAGUUGAUGGAGGGACGAUUGAUUUUUCAGUUAAAAUAAAAGAAAUGUUACUACGAGGAUCCAAAAUGGUUGAUGUAGAGGAUUACAUACAGUGGGCUAAGUCUUUGGUUGAUGCUCCAGUAGUGAUACAGCAACGGCCUUCUCCAAUACAUACACUUGUUCCAGUUAAGAUGAGAAACGCGUAUUUAAAGAAACAAAAUUUGGAAAGAGCAAUUGAAGACUACGUUACUGAAUACAGUGUGUGCAAAUGUGAACCCUGCAAGAAUGGAGGCACCCUUGUGCUGGUAGAUGGGGCCUGUACAUGCAUGUGCUCAAGCUACUUUAAGGGAAUUGCUUGUCAGAUUCCCAAAUCUACAUUAGUUAAAGUUGUCACUGAUGGAGGCUGGAGCUGUUGGAGUGCCUGGUCCACCUGCGUCAAUGGAGAAAGCACUCGAACUCGCCAGUGUAAUAAUCCUACACCAGAACCUGAUGGCAGACCAUGCCAGGGAGAAAGCAUUGAAAAACGGCCCUGUGGAGAAGCAAAAUAGUUAAGCUGCUGAAAAACAGAAAACAAUAAUGGAUUCCAAACCAAUUCUACAAAUCACAGUUUCUGCUGGCCAGCUGGCUAUCCAAGAGCAAUGGAAUGCCAUGACUUAAAAGCAGCUGCAGCUUAAAUGAUCGCUAAUCAAAACAAAGUAAUACACCAAUAAACAUCUUAACAGAGAUGAGCUGA
This is a messenger RNA of Harpia harpyja (harpy eagle), 2016 nucleotides long. It is a transcript of the gene C9, whose product is annotated as complement C9. Gene Ontology annotation, biological process: immune response. Gene Ontology annotation, molecular function: protein binding. NCBI's taxonomy places the organism in Eukaryota, Metazoa, Chordata, Aves, Accipitriformes, Accipitridae. Bases 35 to 1831 code for a protein of 598 amino acids. The record is from RefSeq and is a predicted model, not a curated record. The transcript has 12 exons. Gene Ontology annotation, cellular component: membrane attack complex.